AUGCCUCACUCGUCGCAAGCUCCGCUCAUCUCGGACCGGCAGGACCGGGAGCGGGACGACAGACGAGAUGACGACGAUGAAGAGCUACUCCGCCGGGACGACUACUACGAUGAUGGCGAUGCCGACGCUGACGCCGACGCCGACGAGCAUACUCUCCCCCCGCCCAUCAAGACCACAGGCGUGCAGGCCAGCCUGUUCAUCUGGCUGCUAACGUUUGCCGCCGGCAUCAGCGGCCUGCUUUUUGGCUGCGUGAUCUCAGCAACCCUCGUCUCCAUCGACAACUCCCUCUCGAACCGCGAGCUCACAUCCUUCGACAAAUCCAUCAUCACGUCAAGCACGGCCCUAUUCGCCCUUAUCGUCUCCCCUUUCUCCUCCGUUGUGGCCGACGCCCUCGGUCGCCGCCGCGUCAUUCUCCUCGCCGAUUUUCUCUUCGUCCUCGGCGCCCUCCUCCAAGCUGGCGCUCACACUGUCACCUUCAUGGUCUUUGGCCGCGCCGUUGUUGGUGCGGCGGUCGGCGCGGCGAGCUUCGUCGUGCCGCUUUACAUUGCCGAGAUCGCCCCUGCCACCCACCGCGGCCGCCUCGUCACGACCAACGUCCUCUUCAUCACCCUUGGCCAGGUUGUCGCCUACAUCGUCGGAUGGGGUUUCUCCGUCUACGGCGAUAAAAAUACUGCCUGGCGCUGGAUGGUCGGACUCGGUGCUGUGCCUGCGGCGGUGCAGAUGGCUGUUGUCAUGUACAUGCCCGAGACGCCACGCUGGCUCGUCAUGGUCGGGCGUUCGGCGCUCGCGAAGCGUGUUGUGCACCGGGUUGCCGGUGGUCGACCCUCUGCCAUGCGUGACGCAGAGGCCGUGGUUCAAGAAAUCGAGAUUGAGAUCCGUUCUGAGCGGGAGGUCAUGCGCCGGGAGGGCUCACCGCGUCUCGAGUGGUGGGGUGGAUGGCAAGAGCUGCUGACCGUCGGACGUAACAUGCGGACACUUGACCAUUGCUUGACUGCUGCAGGCCCUGCAGCAACUAUUGGCAGACGUCGCAUCAUGCUCUACUCGCUGCCGUUCAUGAUUGCGGGUCUGCUGCUCGCGGCGUACGGCUUCUCGUUCCUCGACCUGGCUCCGUCGACGUCGACAUCGACCGCGGGCGAUGCACGCCCACCGGAUGCCGGCGACCCCGGCAGCACUCCUUCGGUACCCGGCGGAGGUGAGGACGAGGGCGCCUCAACGUCUCACGGUGCCGCUCUCAUGAUCCUCGUCAGCAUCAUGAUCUAUGUAGCCGCCUACGCCAUCGGCCUCGGCAACGUGCCCUGGAUGCAGAGCGAGCUCUUUCCGCUGGCCGUGCGGUCCAUUGGCAGCGGUGUCGCGACGUCCACCAACUGGGCGGCCAAUUUCGUCGUCGGCUUGACAUUUCUGCCGCUCAUGGACACUUUGACGCCGCCAUGGACUUUCACGCUCUACGCCCUACUCUGCACCGUAGGCUAUGCCCUUGUCUGGCGUAUAUACCCUGAGACGGCAGGGUUGAGUCUUGAAGAGGCGACGGGGUUGUUGGAUAAUGGAUGGGGAGUACGCAGGUGA
This is a messenger RNA of Verticillium alfalfae VaMs.102, 1563 nucleotides long. RefSeq names its product myo-inositol transporter 1. Gene Ontology annotation, biological process: transmembrane transport. The coding region runs from base 1 to 1563 and encodes 520 amino acids. Gene Ontology annotation, molecular function: myo-inositol:proton symporter activity. Gene Ontology annotation, cellular component: membrane. The record is from RefSeq and is a predicted model, not a curated record. The transcript is spliced from 3 exons. Lineage: Eukaryota; Fungi; Ascomycota; Sordariomycetes; Glomerellales; Plectosphaerellaceae.